AUGCCCACCCAAUCCCAACCCCCAAAAACCAGCACCUACAUCCAACCCAAAAACCCCAUUUCACAAACUCCCCUAGAACAACGCAUCCCCUCCACUCGCCACCACGGCAACAACGUGCCCGCCAUAAUCCGGGGUCCACAAUCCAAGCCCUCAAACAGUGAUGCCCUAUCGAAGCAUACCCGAACCCCCAAACAGAAACAACGCGACCUCCACUCUGCGGCGGACGUGGACACGGAAUACGGGCUCGAGCAGCAGCCAGCGGAGGGGGAUAUCGCGGCAAGGGUUGAGGGGAAGAGUGCCCGUGCCCGUGAGCAGGCGGGGGCUCAUGCGGGGCCUGUGGGGAGUAUGUUUGGGCCGGGGUGUCCUGCUACUGCUUUUGCUUCCUCUGGUUUUGGCUCUGGUUCUGCUGGUGAUGGUGGGGAAUUGAGGGAGUUGGGGAGGAAGAGGGAGGAGCAUGAUCGGAUGCUUGGGGAGAGGGUUGGACAGUCGCCUGCGGAGCCGGAUGGGGAUUUUGAUGGUGGUUCUGAGAGGGAGGAGGCUUGGAGGAGGAAGUUGGAGAGGGAGGAAGAAGUUGAUGUUGGGAGUGCGGUUAGGGAGGGGACGGGAAAUGCGGUUGUUAGGUGA
Messenger RNA from Aspergillus caelatus, 624 nucleotides. RefSeq lists its product as uncharacterized. Bases 1 to 624 code for a protein of 207 amino acids. The record is from RefSeq and is a predicted model, not a curated record. The transcript has a single exon. NCBI's taxonomy places the organism in Eukaryota, Fungi, Ascomycota, Eurotiomycetes, Eurotiales, Aspergillaceae.